AUGGAAUAUUUCUCGCAAUCUGAUUUUGUGUGUGGUAUGUGUUUACAAGCAGCAAAUACUUUGAACUUGUCUGUUAGCACCGAUAAUUCGCAAUUACCAAUUGGAUUCAGUGUGUUUAACUUUGACGACUGUUUAUUCGAGGAUUUCGUGCCUUUUGCUUUUAGAACUGAUAAUGCUAUUGUUACUACCGACGAUGCAGUUGAUGAACCAUUAUUCAACACUUCUUCAGAUUAUGAACCUUUAACUGGUUUUGGUCUUAAAGAUAAAGGUCUACGGGUCGCAGCGUAUAAUGUUCAACACUAUGCAAAUAAAGUUGAAAUCAUCCGGACUAUACUUACGCAAACGAAUGGACUUCCUGACAUUUUGUUUCUUAUUGAAACAUGGUUGGAUGAUACUUACACUGAUAAUGAACUAGAAGUUCCUGGUUAUUUGUUAUUAAGAAAGGAUAGGAGUAGUAAACGGGGUGGAGGAAUUGUGGCCUAUGUUCGACAUGAGAUCUCAUUUCAUCGACGGACUGAUCUUGAAAGUAAUGAUCUUGAAAUUUUGUGGUUGGAAAUCAACCAUUCUAACAUGAAACCUAUUCUUGUGGCCGGAGUAUAUCGCCCUCCUGACACCAAUAUGGCAACUGAUUCUAAGCUGGAAGAUAUCCUAUCUCAAGGUUACUUUGAGGGCAAAGAAUUUUAUGCGCUUGGUGACUUGAACAUUAACAUUCAUGAUCCGUCUGCUAUGAAUCAUCAACUAGUUCAGGGACUUCAUGCUAUGUCCAUGACCCAACUAGUUAAUGUUACAACAAGACCAGCUAGUAACACCUGCCUUGAUCAUAUUUGGUGUACGACAGAGGACAAUAUCGUGCGUAUUUCUGUUCCGCAAAUUGGGUUAUCAGACCACUUUCCUGUUUGCUUUAUUCGCAAGUUUAAUGGGGGACUAUGCAGAGAAAAGUCUCAUUUAACUAUUAAAUAUCGUUGUUUUAAGAUGUUUGAUAGCGCUAAGUUUAUCAAGGACCUUGAGAACGUUCCCUGGCAAAAGUUGGCUGCUAUUGACACUGAUCCGGAUGCAGCCUUAGAUACAUUUGAGCGAUUAUUCAAUGACGUUAUCAAUGAUCAUGCGCCUAUGAAAGAGAAACGUGUUAAAUUAUGGCGCCAGCCCCCUUGGAUGAAACCAGAAAUCUUGUCUAAAAUGAAGAAACGAGAUCGGCUCCUUAAAGAAGCCAUUAAUGUUUCUGGUAAAGUCAACAGAAACACUGAGGAGUGGUGA
Messenger RNA from Paramuricea clavata, 1254 nucleotides. The record is from the annotation of a GenBank genome assembly. Lineage: Eukaryota; Metazoa; Cnidaria; Anthozoa; Malacalcyonacea; Plexauridae.